AUGUUUCUACAAGCUUUGAGAGUCGCUGUUCCAAGAACUACCCGCUCAUUCGGAUCCACUCGUGUUACUGCCAAUGCCAUUCAAGAUCUAUACCUAAGAGAAAUCAAGAGCGUCAAGCUACAGCCACUUAGUACCAAAGACGCUGAAGCCAGCGUGAAGCAAUGGAGUGCUCCAAAGGCGCCCCAGACGCCAGAAUUGGAGGGCCAAGGUCCAGAAGCGUUGAAGGCCUACGCUGAAGAGGAUGUGCAAGUUUCUAAGACCAAGGAAGAAUCGUCUGCUGAGGCUGAAGACCAAGAUUGGUUGGUCUUGGAAGAAAUCGAGGAAGACACUCACCACUGA
Lachancea lanzarotensis is the source of this 339-nucleotide messenger RNA. It is a transcript of the gene ATP14, whose product is annotated as LALA0S07e07404g1_1. Gene Ontology annotation, biological process: proton motive force-driven ATP synthesis. The transcript has a single exon. NCBI's taxonomy places the organism in Eukaryota, Fungi, Ascomycota, Saccharomycetes, Saccharomycetales, Saccharomycetaceae. Bases 1 to 339 code for a protein of 112 amino acids. The record is from RefSeq and is a predicted model, not a curated record.